Molecule: messenger RNA, 1853 nt
Organism: Polyodon spathula (Mississippi paddlefish)
Lineage: Eukaryota; Metazoa; Chordata; Actinopteri; Acipenseriformes; Polyodontidae
Product: homeobox protein Hox-B1a-like
Exons: 2
Coding region: 561-1532 (323 amino acids)
Biological process (GO): regulation of transcription by RNA polymerase II
Cellular component (GO): nucleus
Molecular function (GO): RNA polymerase II cis-regulatory region sequence-specific DNA binding; DNA-binding transcription factor activity, RNA polymerase II-specific
Source: RefSeq, a predicted model, not a curated record
AUCAAUAAGUGUAUAAAUACAUUCAUAAAUACGAAUACUGACUGUAUGAAACGGGUGAAAUGAAUCGAUUGUGAAAUGAGAUUGAAUGUUUAUUAUUUGCUUCCUACCUUAUCUAGACAGAUGGAAUCUUGAACACACUGCAACAUAAAAAGUUCUGAGCGAGUUUUGGGUCGGUCCUACAUGGUAUUAUAAGGGAGUUUUUUGUGUUGAAUAAUUCUUACUUUUUUUUUUUUUCUUCUCCUUAAAAAAAGGUCUUUGAAGACUGAUUUGACGUAUACGUGUUGUUAUGGGAUUGAUGGGUUGGAAUUGAUUGAAGCCCCAUUGUCAUGCAAAUGUCAGCCGUUUGAUGGAUCACUACGAUGAACUGACAAACUGCGGGAGGUCCCCAGCGAUUGGCCGGGGCCGGGUCACAUGACCGUCCCGUUUAGUGAUAUGGGCAUUGGGACGCUUAGGCAAUGUAUAGAUGGAAGGUUUUUUUUACAGGUUUGACAUAGUACCCAGAGGUUGUAGGGCAGGAUAAAUCCUACCAAAAAAAACAGGCUGACCCUCCUCCAGCACUGAUGGACAAUACCAGAAUGAACUCUUUCCUAGAGUACACAAUUUGUAACCGCGGGACGAGCGCCUUCUCGCCCAAGAUCGGGUACCCCCAUUUGGAUCAAGGGAUCGCGGCUUCCUUUCCGCCCGGCUCAGGCACAGCCAGUGACAGCUAUAAUAACGCUGAUGGACGCUUUUUCGUGGGAGGGAGCUCACCCGCCGCCUCCGCCUCCCAGCAUCAGCACCAGAACCCGGGCUAUCCGCAUCACCAUGCGUAUCAUGCCAACAUGGGACAGCCCUACGCCAGCACCGGCCAAACCGGAUACGACUCCCAAACGUGCCCAAACCAGGAAUAUGGGCACCAGUACUAUCUCAGUCAAGACCAGCAGGAUGGGGUCUAUUUCCAGUCCUCUGGUUAUUCUGGCACCAAUAUUGGGCCCAACUUAGGCGCUCUGGCCGGUUACUGCGGGGUACCUGCGACCGUCACUACGAACCAAUAUCAGCCGUCAGCCUGUGCCGGCCCGGACCACCAGCAGAGCUAUCUGCAAAGCUCCUAUGCCAACGUGUCUCCAACUCAGGCAGGAGAGAGCGACUUGAACUAUCAAUCUGAUCAGGGUUCCUCGGGGCAAACCUUUGACUGGAUGAAAGUUAAAAGAAACCCACCGAAAACAGCUAAAGUUGCAGAUUAUGGGUUAAAUGGCCAGCAGAAUACCAUCAGGACGAAUUUCACCACCAGACAGUUAACGGAACUCGAGAAGGAAUUCCAUUUUAAUAAGUACCUGACCCGGGCAAGGCGCGUAGAGAUCGCAGCCACACUCGAACUGAACGAGACCCAGGUCAAGAUUUGGUUCCAGAACCGACGGAUGAAACAGAAGAAGCGAGAAAAGGAAGGGUUAGCCCCGCGAGUCAGCAGGGAUUCGCCGAAAGACUUAGGAGACAACUCGGACCAGUCAAGUUCGUGCUCACCUGACGCAUCUCCCAACUCAGCUUCUUCCUAAAAACACAAGACACUUCAAAAAUUAAAACUUCAACAUUCCAUUACAAAUCAUUGAGAACACAUAUCAAAAACGGUCUCAAAAAAGGCGUGUCUUGUAAUAUUUCUUAUUCGCCUAGACAGUGUUAUGUUUUUGUAAUGAAGUGUAACUGAAUAUUUCUAAAAUGAAUAAUUACCUUACAGCCAAACAAAUUGUGUUGAGGCUGGAUCCAGCCCAAUUUCAACGUUUCAGCACAGAGAGAUUGAGAAACACGGUCCUUUAAUAGACACGCUUUUGCAGACAGGCAAUAUCAGCUCAGGGAUUUUAUGAUACCCAUGAAGUUGG